This is a messenger RNA of Cydia splendana, 1665 nucleotides long. RefSeq lists its product as uncharacterized. Bases 93 to 650 code for a protein of 185 amino acids. Lineage: Eukaryota; Metazoa; Arthropoda; Insecta; Lepidoptera; Tortricidae. The record is from RefSeq and is a predicted model, not a curated record. The transcript is spliced from 4 exons.
CAAACCAAAUAGUAAUAAUAACUUCGCGUGCAUUUUGUGCUGUACUCUGUAAUAAUUUAACAUUCAUAAAAGUAGUACUAUACACAGAACUAAUGUCCGAUUCUUCUGAUGACGAAGACCUCUCGAGGUUCCGAGAGGCCGUCGAUACUUCAUUCACUAAACUCAUCAUUGAAAGUCGCGGAAUCCCACAAAAAGAAGUAAAAAAACCCGUUUCCGAGAGGUAUCUGGAAACCGCGAGCCAUUACAACGAUGUGAAGGUGCCGGAGAAAUUGCAGAAACAGAUAGGCGUGAAGAUCUCCAACAUUAUUGAAAGGAAUGUCGAAUUUGUAGACAUGGCAAAUGGAGUGAAGAAACGUAAGAUCAAAGGUGGAGUGAAACUGUUCUCAGACUCUAUAGACUACCUCUCACCGGAGGCUGCGGUGGACACAUAUACUGAGACACACAAUGCACAGUCUAGGAAAAUGAUGAAACAGAAGCGGCGGCGUGAAGAAGAACACAUAGAUGAGAAUGACAAAAUAGCAGCAGUGGCAGUAACAGGCGAGUAUGUUUUAUCCAAAGAAGAAACAAAAUGCUGGAAAUCCAGACGAAAAGAAAAACUAUACAAAUACAAGUCCCAAAAAAACAGCAAAGUUUUAUCUGCUAUUGAAUAGUUCCCAAAAUAAAACAAAUGAGUAAAUUAAAUUUUUAUUUCUAUUUACAAUAAUUAUACUUAGUAAUUAACAAAAUAAAUAUGUACAAAAGUCAGUAUCACAAUAGCAACUGCUUCUUUUUUUACAUUACAAUAACUAAUGUUCUGAGUAAUUUUUCUUUUUUUUGUAAAAUAAAUUAGGUACGAUUAUGUUACUUUCAUGUUUAGGGCUAAUUAUAUUUAGUUACAAAUUACAAUUUUUCAAGUCUAAAUCAUUUAAGCUAUUCAAAAGUGAAUGGCAUCAAUGUUGCCAGUUAAAAGAAAAAAGGUAACCUGUAGCUUUAUAAUCUAGAGCCCUAUAGUACACCAUGAUUACUUCGAUUUACACAUUCACUGUCCCAAUCUGAACUGUCAACCUUACGGCUCUGUAAUAGAGGCUUCCAGUGACCCAUACACGGGGCACGGACAGUGAACGUCUGUACAGGUUACAAUUUUUCUUUUAACUGGCAACAUUGAUGCCAUUCACUUUUGAAUAGCUUAAAUUAUUUAGACUCGAGAAAUUGUAAUUUGUCAGACAAAUGGUUUUAUUCUUCAUUUAAAUUUUCUACGUUAAAAGAAAAAGUAUAAAAUUGCUCAAUAUACUCAAAAGUAUGUUGCUGGUAAUGUAAACCUUAUUAUAAUUAUUUUAAAGAAGAAUAUCAAAUGUAUUAAUACCACAAGUCCGUCCCAAAGUAAUCAUGGUGCUUGACAAAUAAUGUCAAACGAAAAACAACUUUAGUAUCAUAACCUAAUGACAAUCUUCAUUCUUCAACAUCAACAACUACAUCUAUGGCGUAUGGUUUUAGGCAAGAGCUUGGUCACACGUUCAACUUCACAUGUCACUUAAUCUAGACACAAAUCUGAGGAAACAUUGUUUCUUUGUAAAUUAAGUAAGGGUCGGCAAAACCAAUUUUGUCAGGAAAAAGGAAAAAAAUUGACUCCAAACCGAACGGUAGAAUUCUCAUAAAAAAUCUAAUUGGCAUAUUUCCUCUACCUAC